GGUGCUCUCAACUGUCUCGGUGGCCUCAAAUUUGUCAUCACUGGAGUUUUGGAAUCACUUGAGCGCGAGGAUGUACAAGAGCUGGUCAAAGACCACGGCGGAGUGAUCCAGAAGAGCGUUUCUAAGCGCGUCGACUACGUGGUCGCUGGUGAUGAACCAGGACCCUCAAAAAUGUCCAAGGCCCGAGAUCUCAAGCUCAAGGUCCUCGAUGAAGAUGGCCUUUUCGAGCUCAUCCGCACCCGCCCGGCCCAGGCGUUUGGUUUGUUGCCUUGCACACCUUGCACCCGAACCAGCCUCAUCGCCCCUCAUGAGUGGCCGGGCCUGAUUACAUUCAUCUCGCCAACAACUCUAUUCUGGCACACAGAAGAACCUAAAAGCGCUGCUAAAAAGGCUUCACCGGCCAAGAAAGUCACCGGAUCCAAGGCCGCGCCGACAAAGCCCGUCAGCUCUGGUGCGUCAUCCUGGCGACCGUGGUUUCAGGCCGUUCUCAUGGUCGGGCCUCCCGGUGUGGGCAAAACAACUACUGCCACGGUGGUCUGCCGUGAAUGCGGCUACGAGCCUAUCGAGCUGAACGCCAGUGAUGUCCGCAAUCGCGGUCUUUUGCACGAGAAGAUUGGUGCGUUGACGGGUAACAAGACCAUGACCCAGUUCUAUCAACAAGGGCAGCAAGCCGUCGUGAAAAAAACGGCACUCAUUUUUGAUGAAGUGGAUGGCAUGGCCGGCAAUGAGGAUCGUGGGGGCGUUGGUGAGAUCAUCAAGCUCAUCAACACCACCAAAAUGCCCAUCAUUUGCAUCGCCAACGACAUUCCGCGCAAGCUCAUGACGCUCAAGGGCAAAUGCUAUAACCUACGCUUCUCACGGCCCCGCGCACAGCAGGUCGUGGGUGCCAUGAUGACCGUGGCUCAUCGCGAGGGCCUCAAAGUCAAUCCCAUCAUUGUCCAACAAAUGGUCGAAGCGGCCGAUGGUGACAUGCGCCAAGUCUUGAACAACAUGUAUCUCUUUAGUCGUGACGACCCUGACCUCGUGGCCCAGGCCGACAAGGUCAAGGCGAAUGCCAAGGCGGCGCAUAAGAACAUUGCGCAAAACACCUUUGAUGUUAUUCACAAAUUCUUCAAGGGUCGCGAGCGGCCCAAUAUUUACGAGCUCACCGAUGCCUUUUUCGUGGACUACAGCAUCAUGCCUCUCUUUGUGCAGGAAAACUAUCUGAAGCAUAAGGAUUCGGAUGUUUCGACGGUCGAGCACCUGACACGUUUGAGCCAAGCCGCAGACGCCAUCUCCGAGUCUGACUUGCUCUCCACCGUGAUGAUGUCCCAGAGCAACUACAAAGCGCUCCCAGUCCUGGCCGUACAAUCGUGCAUUCGGCCCGGCUACCUGUCUCGCGGCUCUUUUCAAGGCGAAUUUCGCCCCCCGUAUGGUGGUGGCCAAUACACAUUUCCCUCGUGGUUGGGCAAGUACUCGAGUCAGUCCAAGUUCAAGCGUUACACGAGUGAGCUGCAGCAGCACAUGCGGAUGGCCAUCAGCGCUGACAGUCGAGACGUCCGGUUGGCCUAUGUUCCAUACCUCCGGCAGCGUCUCAACAAACCUCUGGCCGACGCGAGUAGGUUGUGCCUUGCUAUCACUCUGUCUUUUGUGUUCAACACCUCUCAUGCAUGGCUGUCACCGUGA
Monosiga brevicollis MX1 is the source of this 1665-nucleotide messenger RNA. RefSeq lists its product as uncharacterized. Gene Ontology annotation, molecular function: DNA binding; DNA clamp loader activity; ATP hydrolysis activity. NCBI's taxonomy places the organism in Eukaryota, Choanoflagellata, Craspedida, Salpingoecidae. Gene Ontology annotation, biological process: DNA replication; DNA repair. The transcript is spliced from 10 exons. The record is from RefSeq and is a predicted model, not a curated record. The annotation marks the transcript as partial. Gene Ontology annotation, cellular component: DNA replication factor C complex; nucleus.